AUGGAAUUUCUCGGGGGUCCCGGGGGAAUCUCGGGGCGGGCCGGGGACGCCGGGGGGCGUGGCCCGGGAAGGGGCGUGACCAAGGCGGGGUGGGGUGCGCGUGCGUCCGGGAGGCGCAGGGGCGGGGCCUCAUUUCCAUGGCAACAGGGGCGGGGCCUCGGGGCUGCCGGGAGCCGCCGUGCGGACCUCCCCGCAGGCAUGGAGGGGUGUGGGGAGGAGGCACCGGAGCCGGAGGUGUCAGAACCAUCGGAGGAGGAGGAGGAGGAGGAGGAGGAUGAAGGCUCCGGGGUGCGGGUGACGCCGGCGCUGCUGAAGGCCACCACGGGCGAGUUCUCGCUGGAGUCCAUCCUGCUGCUGCGGCUGCGCGGCCGCGGCAUCGCCCACCUGGGCUGCCUGGCUGACUGCUCCAACCUCGAGUGGCUGGACCUGUCCGGCAACGCCAUCGCGGGGCUGGCGCCGCUGGCCACGCUGCGCGCCCUGGCCGUGCUCAACCUGGCCGGCAACCGCGUGGCCAGCGUGGAGCCGCUGCGGGGCUGCCGCAGCCUGCGCCAGCUCAACCUGGCCGGGAACCGCCUGCGCAGCCUGCGCCAGCUGCGCUGCCUGCAGGGCCUGCGGCACCUGGAGAGCCUGCGGCUGCGGGACCCGCUGGGCAACCUGGGCAACCCUCUGUGCGCCAUCCCGGCCUACCGCGCCGCACUGGCCGCCAUGCUGCCCGGCCUCAAGGCCAUCGACGGGCAGCGCGUGGCCGGCCGCGGCAGCGAGCUCUUCCGCCUGUGCCGCGAGCUGGACGCGGCGCUGGACGGCAACGCCGCGCCUGCUGCGCCCUCCGAGCCGCCGCAGCCGUGGGUGCAGGCCGGCUUCUGGGAGCCGCGGCCCGCUCGCCGCAGCGCCGUCCUGGAGGAGGCCACGCGGCAGCUGGGCCAGGCCCUGCGCGAGUGCCGCGAGCUCGGCCGCCGUGCCGACGACUCCAUCGCCCAGGCCCGGCGCGCGCUCGGCCGCCGCCACCACGGCAACUUUGGCUUCUGA
Messenger RNA from Cinclus cinclus, 1026 nucleotides. It is a transcript of the gene LRRC61, whose product is annotated as leucine rich repeat containing 61. Gene Ontology annotation, cellular component: cytoplasm. Gene Ontology annotation, biological process: outer dynein arm assembly. The transcript has 2 exons. The record is from RefSeq and is a predicted model, not a curated record. Lineage: Eukaryota; Metazoa; Chordata; Aves; Passeriformes; Cinclidae. Bases 1 to 1026 code for a protein of 341 amino acids. Gene Ontology annotation, molecular function: protein binding.